AUGUUGGCCCAAGCUCCCCGGACCCUUCCACCCCAGCGCUAUCCACAACCGUUCGGGAGUGGGGCACCAAAAAAGACAAAGUCCGGAGAGAUUGACCUCUCGCUGCGCUUCAGAUUCGGGAUACACACCAUCUUCUUACUGGUGUCGCCCUUGACAACGUUUGACGACAUCUCAGCUGAGCUACUAUCCGCCAUCCGUGAGCGCUACCCGCGCGGCCUCAGCUCCUCUAGGAUUUCUCCAAACGACACUCCCAUCCCAGGCGAGGGUGAAGAGGUCACGGUCGUGUACGGGGCGCUUGCGAGCAAACACCACCUCGAGUCGUGGCGCGACCUCAAGAUCGAGGGUUCAGAGACGCCCAUCAGCAAGAGCAUCAGGGACGGGACCGACAUUGCCUUUCUUGUGCGCACCCCGGACGAGGAGGAUGACCCGGUCAAGUUUGUAGUUGAAUGGCCUAGGUUGGACGAUGAUGACGAGGAAGAGGAGUAA
Pyricularia grisea is the source of this 486-nucleotide messenger RNA. RefSeq lists its product as uncharacterized. The record is from RefSeq and is a predicted model, not a curated record. The transcript has 2 exons. The coding region runs from base 1 to 486 and encodes 161 amino acids. Lineage: Eukaryota; Fungi; Ascomycota; Sordariomycetes; Magnaporthales; Pyriculariaceae.